Molecule: messenger RNA, 3242 nt
Organism: Mangifera indica (mango)
Lineage: Eukaryota; Viridiplantae; Streptophyta; Magnoliopsida; Sapindales; Anacardiaceae
Product: AMP deaminase-like
Exons: 19
Coding region: 230-2770 (846 amino acids)
Biological process (GO): IMP salvage; AMP metabolic process
Cellular component (GO): cytosol
Molecular function (GO): AMP deaminase activity
Source: RefSeq, a predicted model, not a curated record
GAAACACAGAAGAGAGCGAGGGACGAGACGAGACGAGACGAGAGUGGGUGACACACACACACACAGAAUAUAUCCUCCUCCUCAUACAAAUUUUUGUUAUAAAUACUCCAACAAUCCUUCCCUUGUCCCAAAUAAAACACCUCUCCUCUCACUCUCUUUUCUUUUAACUAUUAUUCAGUACUACUACUUGCAGUAGUAGGGUUUUUGUACCUCCCUCCCUACCUCCCUCAUGGACGCUUACGCACUUCAUUUAGCCAUGGCUGCUCUCGUCGGCGCCUCCUUUGUGGCCGUAUCCGCCUAUUAUAUGCACAAGAAAACCCUAACUCAGUUACUUGAGUUUGCGAAAUCAGUCGACAGAGAACGAGAUGAGAACAAUAUCUCCGACGCUGACUCGCCGCAUCAUGCUAAACGUCAUGCUUCGCGUCGUGCUCAGGGGAGGCGGAAGGGAAACGGCUAUUAUCGCCGCGGCUCUGCUUUGUUACCAGACGUUAUGGCUGUUCCUGGUCCAGCCACUGAUGGCGAUGAUAGGCGUAACGGUCCGCUUCCUGUUCAAGGGAUUCCUCCCGGGCUUCCUAAGCUGAACACACUCUCUGAAGGAAAAUCUGCCGGACAUGGAGGUUCAUCAAACAGGGUUGGCAGUCUUAUCAGACCGACUUCUCCCAAGUCUCCUGUUGCUAGUGCUAGUGCCUUUGAGAGUGGGGAAGGAUCUGACGAGGAAGAUAAUAUUACUGACAAUUCUAAACUGGACACUAGUUACUUGCACACAAAUGGAAAUGCUGGCCCAAAUUUAGCAGACCAUAAUCCCAAUGGAGAGCAAAUGUCUAUAGCUCCUUCAAGCAUGAUUCGAUCCCAUAGUGUAUCUGGUGACCUGCAUGGGAUCCAGCCUGAUCCUAUCGCAGCUGAUAUUUUGAGGAAAGAGCCAGAGCAAGAAACAUUUGCGCAACUUGAGAUUACUCCUACUGAGGUGCCAUCACUGGAUGAAGUAGAGGCCUAUGUGGUCCUUCAGGAAUGCCUUGAAAUGCGAAGGAAAUAUUUAUUCAGGGAAGCAGUUGCUCCAUGGGAGAAAGAAGUAAUAUUGGACCCCAGUACGCCAAAGCCUAAUCGAGAACCAUUUUCUUUUACUUCUGAGGGGAAAUCUGAUCACUACUUUGAGAUGCAAGAUGGAGUUAUUCAUGUUUAUCCAAAUAAAGAUUCAAAGGAAGAGCUUUUCCCUGUUGCUGAUGCAACAACCUUUUUUACUGAUCUGCAUCACAUACUUCGAGUUAUUGCAUUAGGAAAUAUGAGAACUCUAUGUCAUCAUCGGCUGGUUCUUCUGGAACAAAAGUUCAAUCUUCAUUUGAUGCUUAAUGCGGAUAGGGAGUUUCUUGCUCAGAAAAGUGCACCCCAUCGUGACUUUUAUAAUGUUAGGAAAGUGGAUACACAUGUCCAUCACUCGGCGUGCAUGAACCAGAAACAUCUUUUAAGGUUUAUAAAGUCCAAAUUGAGGAAAGAGCCUGAUGAGGUUGUGAUAUUCCGUGAUGGGACAUACUUGACCCUGAAAGAAGUAUUUGAGAGCUUGGAUUUAACUGGGUAUGAUCUGAAUGUGGAUCUUUUGGAUGUUCAUGCAGAAAAGAGCACAUUUCAUCGCUUUGAUAAGUUCAAUCUUAAGUAUAAUCCCUGCGGUCAAAGUCGGCUGAGGGAAAUUUUCCUUAAACAAGACAAUCUUAUCCAAGGUCGUUUUCUUGGUGAGCUUACGAAGCAAGUGUUUUCUGACCUUGAAGCAAGUAAAUAUCAGAUGGCUGAGUAUCGAAUAUCAAUAUAUGGAAGGAAACAAAGUGAAUGGGACCAACUGGCAAGUUGGAUAGUGAACAAUGAAUUGUACAGUGAGAAUGUUGUAUGGUUAAUUCAGCUUCCACGGCUGUACAAUGUAUACAAAGAAAUGGGUAUUGUGACAUCCUUCCAGAAUAUUCUUGACAAUGUAUUUAUUCCACUGUUUGAAGUUACUGUGGAUCCGGAUUCUCAUCCUCAGUUGCAUGUUUUCUUGAAACAGGUCGUCGGGUUCGAUUUAGUUGAUGAUGAGAGCAAGCCUGAAAGACGCCCCACAAAACAUAUGCCCACACCAGCUCAAUGGACCAAUGUAUUCAAUCCAGCAUAUUCAUACUAUGUGUAUUACUGCUAUGCUAACCUCUACACGUUAAACAAGCUUCGAGAGUCCAAGGGCAUGACAAUUAUCAAAUUCCGCCCACAUUCAGGAGAGGCUGGUGACAUUGACCACCUUGCUGCAACAUUUCUCACAGCUCAUAAUAUUGCACAUGGAAUAAAUUUAAGAAAAUCUCCUGUACUCCAGUAUCUCUAUUAUUUGGCACAGAUUGGUCUCGCUAUGUCUCCUCUGAGUAACAACUCCUUGUUUUUGGACUAUCACCGGAAUCCUUUACCUAUAUUUUUCCUGCGGGGUCUCAAUGUAUCACUAUCAACAGAUGAUCCCCUUCAAAUUCAUCUAACUAAAGAACCCUUGGUGGAAGAAUAUAGCAUAGCUGCUUCUGUGUGGAAGUUGAGUUCAUGUGACUUAUGUGAGAUUGCCCGCAAUUCAGUCAUCCAAUCAGGUUUUUCUCAUGCUUUGAAGUCACAUUGGACAGGGCUGAAAUACUACAAAAGAGGACCAGAUGGAAAUGAUAUUCGCAAAACAAAUGUUCCCCAUAUCCGGGUGAAAUUUCGUGACAUGAUUUGGAGAGAGGAAAUGCAACAAGUUUAUUUGGGGAAGGCAAUAAUCCCUGAAGAAGUGGACAGGUGAUGUGCAAUGCAAAGGCAGUUGAUCCAUUCUUGAAACAGUCAGUAUGAUUGUAGAGGUGGAUACAGCUUCUUAUAGAUUAACACUUGAGCCUAUUUUUAUCCUUUGUGAACUGAAAAUGGACAAAGUAUGGGCUAUGGAAGGAAAGCGUAGAAAGAGCUUGGGAGAAACACGCUGAAUUAUAAGCAAGAACGGAGGAGUGAGGAAGUCAUAUAUUAUACAGACAUAGAAACAGGUAGUAGGAUACUAUUUGACAAAUAACUAAUUUAAUUAGUAUAAGAUAUACUUAGCUUACAUUAGGGGGAAUAAUAUCAUAUCAUUGACAGCUUUGUGUACCUCGUAAUGCUAACAAAUUGGUAAGGGGAAAAAAAUCUCUCUUGCCUCAUCAAUUUUGUGCCAGCUACAGCUGGUGAUAAUUAUAUCAUGAAUUAUACAUAUUCAGUGCAAUACCAAAUGAUGCCUUUGUUUAUGCCUA